AUGACUGGUACUUCUGAAGAAACGGGAAUAGUGGACGUGAUCAUCAGAAAUGCUGAACUCGCUGAUCAGAGUGAGUUGAUCUCUCAGUUAAUGCAACGAAUUGCAGAUAUGCAGGAAGAGCUUCAACAGACCAAAGAUCUGGCCAAACUGGCCAUUGCAUUGAAUGAACCCCCUCUUGAAACUAGAAGACCUCCUCCUCCUUUUCCAUCACUGAGUUCCCCAUUACCCAACUAUUUCCCUACCCAUACCACAGGACCAAUCACUUCCAUCCCUAAUUCUCAUACCAUCGACUUAACUGUAUCCAACACUCCUUAUGCCAGCACUUCCUACCAAACACCACCACCAUUACCAAAUCCGAACCAAGCACCUAACACUAAUCACUCCCAAAACUUCAUGCCAACCUAUCAAAUCCCAGUCCCAGUCCCCAAUAAUCCAAAUGUUUUGCCUAGCUUGCCUACACACCCUUCCGUAACAUUCCAAACUCCACCAGUCUAUACAAUCUCUGAGCCAUGUCCUAGCUUUCCAGUUCAACCGGAGCUUGAUCACUAUGAAGAAAUGGAGAAGGAGUGGAGGUUGAGAGAAGAAAAGCGUGAACAAGAGAUGAAUGUUAUGAAGGAUGCCAUCUCCGAGGCAGUAAAAAGUGUUCAAUCUUCGAGGAAGAUAACAGGACUUGAGUAUGAGGACCUUUGCAUGCACCCUGGCUUGGAAAUACCCGAAGGUUACAAAAUUCCAAAAUUUGAAACCUUCAAUGGUAUUGGCAAUCCCAUGGCUCACCUACGAGCUUAUUGUGACAAACUCGUGGGUAUCGGGAAAAAUGAUGCAUUGAUUAUGAGGUUGUUUAGUCGAAGCCUCAGCGGGGAGGCGUUAAAAUGGUUCACAUCUCAAGAACUCCGUCAGUGGUCUACAUGGGGGGCUCUGGCCAAAGAUUUCUUGGAGAGAUUCCAGUUUAAUGUCGAAGCUGUCCCUGAAAGAUAUUAUUUGGAAAAAAUCAAGCAAAAGUCCACGGAGGACUAUCGUGAAUAUACGUGCCGCUGGAGGAAAGAAGCUGCAAAGGUACAACCUGUGAUGACUGAAAAUGAAAUAAUCUCUGCUUUUAUUCGAGCUCAGGAGCCCGAGUAUUAUGAAAGGAUGUUGCCUAUGAUGGGACAAAAGUUUUCGGAGCUGAUCAGAAUGGGAGAAGCAAUAGAAGAUGGCCUCAAGUUUGGAAAGGUUACAAGUCUCACUGCCUUGCAGGCCGCCAACAAAUCCUCACCAUCCAUGGCCACAGGAUUCGCUAGGAAAAAGAGAGAGGACAUGUCUGCUGUAUCUUUUAGCCCGAGGCCAAGGCCGCAAAGGUAUUUUGGGUCUGGUUCUGCCAUUGGAAACUCCAAUCGAUUCCCCACCUCAAAUAUUUACCCACCAUCUCCACAAGCUCCAAUCCCAAUCUACUAUGCACAACAGAACUACCAAGCACCACCGCCCAUCUACCAAAAUCAACCACUAACCUACCAAAAUACACUACCAAAUCACCAAGCCAAUGCACCAGUCUACCAAAAUCCCGGACAAAACAACCCAAAUGCCAACAAUCUACCCCGCCCUAACCUCGAAAGAAAGCCUCCCAGAGUUUUCACUCCUUUGGCAGAAACACGUACCCUACUCUUUGAGCGUCUAAGAGCGGCAGGAUUGAUCCAACCAGUAGACGCAAGGGCAAUUAAUCCCACAACAAAGUUCUUCCGAGCAGAUCAACGUUGUGCGUACCAUUCUGGAGGGGUAGGACAUGAUACAGAAGGAUGUAUUAAUCUGAAACAUAAGAUUCAAGACUUGAUCGAUAACAGGGUCAUCACUCUCCAAGCCCCUGCCCCCAAUGUGAACCUUAACCCAUUUUCGAAUCAUGGAGGAGCCACCAUCAACAUGAUCGAAAGAGACGAAGAUUGGCUUGCUAAUGGGACUAUCGGUGAAGCAGCUGUCAACUCACUUAUACCAGCAGUGGCCUCAUUGACCAUAAAGGCUCGUCCAGAGUUUGUUGUAAUAACUACACCUCAUCAGGCAUUUGCUUUGGUGAAGGAAAGAAGCAAUGAACAGUCCGAAAAAAGGUUUGUUGUCCAGGCGGCCACCGCACAAGGGAUGACACGUUCUGGAAGGUGCUAUAUUCCAAAAGAACUAACUCAGGAGACACGAAGAAAGGAGAAUCAAAAAAGGCCGAUCACAGAGGGUGAGGCUGAAGAGUUUUGGCGAAGAAUGCAGCCUAAGGAGUAUUCCAUUGUCAAGCAUUUGGAGAAGACUCCCGCUCAAAUUUCUGUUUGGGCUCUAUUAAUGAGUUUUGAGUACCAUCGAAAAGCACUGUUGAAGGUACUUGAUGAAGCAUAUGUGCCGACGGGAACAAGUGGUGAGAAUCUGGCCACCAUGGUAAGUCAUGUCAUUGGGAGUCAUCAAAUCUCUUUCCGAGAAGAAGAGUUGCCACUCGAAGGGGUUAUGCACAACCGUGCCUUGUAUAUUACCGUCAAAUGCAAGGAUAAGUUUGUAGCUCGAGUAUUGAUUGACAAUGGCUCAGGGCUCAAUAUCUGCCCAUUAUCAACCCUGACUCAGCUAAAUUAUGAUGUAGGGAAAAUUCGUCAAAGCCGCAUGAAUGUAAGGGCGUUUGAUGGUUCGCAAAGAGAGACCAUGGGGGAAAUAGACCUGUGUAUCCAAAUGGGGCCUGCAGAAUUUGUCACUGAAUUCCAGGUGAUGGGUAUAUCUACAAGUUACAACUUAUUGCUAGGAAGACCAUGGAUCCAUGCUGUUGGAGCAGUUCCAUCCACAUUGCAUCAACUUUUGAAGUUCAUCUGGGAGGACCAUGAAAUUGUCAUCCAUGGUGAAGGGAGUAAUCAUAGUUACCCUGGUUUCUCCAUUCCAGUUAUUGAAGAGUCUUCUCAGGGUACUGACUUUCACAUGGUGGAGAUAAUGAAUGCUGCUUUUGAAGACACGACACUGCAAGUACCAAUGCCGCAAGUGUAUAAAAUGUUAGCUGCAACUAUGCUGAGAAGUGGUUUUGAACCUGGGCGUGGGUUAGGCAAGAAUUUGGAUGGCAUAUCCGAACCUCUUCCUAUACCACUUCAAAAUUUCCGAUUCGGUAUCGGUUAUGCCCCAACAGAGGAAGAAUUGUUUGAAGCAGAAACAAGGAAGAAACAUGACUGUGAUAUACCGAAGCCUAUUCCAGUAUUGUACCAGUCAUUUGUUGCUAAAGCUUUAGAGCCUGAGAUUGAUGGUCUAGUGGAAGGGAUGAGAAAAUUGUUUGAUGAAGAAGAUUGUGCUGUGAUCUCGGCAGAAUGCACAACAACACCCACCAUCCGAGAUGUCGGACCUGGAGAGAUGCUGCAGAAUUGGAUGGCCACUCCACUUAUGAUCCAUCGAAUGGCUUGUAAAAAUGAAUCUGAACCUGCCAAUGUCAUGACAUGUCACGAACACGGCGAACCAAGUAAGGUCGAUGAAGAUGAAUGUGAAGAAUAUAAUGAGGAAACUAUGAUGCCUGAACACCUUACCGAGAACUUGAGGCAACCUGAAGACGAUAAAAAGCCCAACCUAGAUGAAACAGAGACAGUAAAUUUGGGAGAUACGAGGUUAAGCACUGAUAUUGUUUCCCAUAAGCUGCCUAUCAAUUCAGAGUACUGUCCAGUAAAGCAGAAAACCAGAAAGUUCAAGCCCGAUCUGAGUUUAAGGAUAAAAGAGGAGGUCAUGAAUCAGAUCGAAUCAAAAGUCGUUGAAGUGACCAAGUAUCCCACUUGGUUGGCAAACAUUGUUCCAGUGGCGAAGAAAGAUGGAAAAAUCAGGAUAUGCGUGGAUUAUCGGGAUCUCAACAAAGCAAGUUCGAAAGAUAAUUUCCCUUUGCCAAACAUACACAUACUCAUCGAUAAUUGUGUUAAGCAUGAGUUGCAAUAUUUUGUAGAUUGCUUUGCGGGAUACCACCAGAUUCUAAUGGAUGAAGAAGAUGCAGAAAAAACAGCAUUCAUCACACCUUGGGGAGUCUACCAUUAUCGAGUGAUGCCGUUCGGCCUCAAGAAUGCUGGAGCCACUUACAUGAGAGCUAUGACCACCAUUUUCCAUGAUAUGAUCCACAAAGAAAUCGAGGUGUAUGUGGACGAUGUCAUCAUAAAAUCUCGCGAGAGUUCGGAUCACCUAACACACUUGGAAAAGUUCUUUAACAGGUUACGUAGGUAUGAUUUGAAGUUGAACCCAGCCAAAUGUGCAUUUGGAGUGCCUGCAGGAAAGUUACUCGGAUUCAUAGUUAGCAGAAGAGGUAUCGAGCUUGAUCCUUCCAAGAUCAAGGCAAUUCAAGACUUACCUCCUCCGAAGACUAAGAAGGAAGUAAUGAGUUUUCUGGGAAAACUAAAUUACAUUAGUCGAUUCAUAGCUCAAUCAACGGUGAUAUGUGAGCCCAUAUUCAAGUUACUACGAAAAGAUGCGCCAACCAAAUGGACCGAAGAAUGUCAGAAAGCUUUUGACACCAUCAAGAGUUACCUUUCGAAUCCACCAGUGUUGGUGCCACCACGUCCAGGCAGUCCUUUGCUAUUGUAUUUAUCCGUCUCUGACAAUGCAUUCGGGUGUGUGUUGGGACAACAUGAUGAGACUGGAAGAAAGGAGAAAGCUAUAUACUAUUUGAGCAAGAAAUUCACAUCUUAUGAGGCUCGUUACACCCUUUUAGAGAGAACUUGUUGUGCUGUGACUUGGGUUGCUCAGAAAUUGAGACAUUAUCUGUCGGCUUAUACAACACAUCUCAUUUCGAGGAUGGACCCGCUUAAGUACAUAUUUCAGAAAGCAAUGCCCACAGGAAAGCUAGCAAAGUGGAAAAUAUUGUUGAGUGAGUUCGAUAUUGUGUACAUGACUCAGAAAGCAAUCAAGGGGCAAGCUUUGGCAGAUCACCUUGCUGAAAACCCAGUAGAUGAAGGAUAUGAACCGCUUAAAACAUAUUUCCCUAAUGAAGACGUAUUGUUUGUAGGGGAAGACAUAUCAGAAUCAUAUCCUGGGUGGAGAAUGUUCUUUGAUGGAGCAGUAAAUUCUAUAGGAUCAGGAAUUGGAGCAGUGUUGAUAUCUGAAUCGGGGCAACAUUAUCCAGCAACAGCAAAGCUUAGAUUCCGAUGCACUAAUAACAUGGCUGAGUAUGAAGCAUGUAUUCUUGGCAUUAGAAUGGCUCUUGACAUGAAUGUUCAAGAAUUACUGAUAAUUGGUGAUUCAGACUUGUUGAUUCAUCAAGUUCAAGGAGAAUGGGCAGUGAAGAAUCCUAAAAUCUUACCAUACGUACAAUUGGUACAGAGGUUAUGCAAAAGAUUUAGGAAGACCGAGUUCAGACACACACCAAGAAUACAGAACGAGUUUGCUGACGCCCUUGCAACUAUACCGUCCAUGAUACAACAUCCAGAAAAGAGUUAUAUCGAUCCAAUUAAGGUAGUUUUAAAAGAACAACCAGCACAUUGUUCACAUGUGGAAGCAGAAUGGGAUGGGAAUCCAUGGUAUAUCGAUGUGAAAAAGUACUUAGAGGCUGGCGAAUAUCCGAAAAAGGCAACAAGUAUUCAGAAGAAAACAAUCCGAAGAAUGACAAAUAACUUCUUUUUGAAUGGAGAGGUUCUUUAUAAGAGGACACCCGAUCUGGGAUUAGUGAGAUGUGUGGAUGCUGUAGAAGCCACAAAAUUGUUUAAAGAAGUGCACUCUGGAGUGUGUGGGACGCACAUGAAUGGGCUUACAUUAGCAAAGAAAAUCUUAAGGGCGGGAUACUUCUGGAUGACUAUGGAAAAUGAUUGUGGCCGAUUUGUCCAAAAAUGCCAUAAAUGCCAGGUGCAUGGAGAUCUUAUCAAGGUACCACCCCACGAGCUCAAUGCGAUGAGUUCCCCUUGGCCAUUUGCAGCCUGGGGCAUGGAUAUUAUUGGACCGAUUGAGCCUGCUGCCUCCAAUGGUCACAGGUUCAUUUUGGUCGCCAUUGAUUACUUCACAAAAUGGUUUUUAGCCCCAGUUUUGACCUUACCAGAGGGUCCAGAGGGCUAUGUGGUGUAUUUUGUUGCUUCAAGCAGCGGGUUUGAUUGUGUUCUGAUGCAACCUGGUAGGUAUGUUCCUGAUGAGUCUCAUAUGCUCCAGUAUGAUGCAGUUGAGUUGUAUGAUGGUUUGACCUUUGUGAAGGAGCCAUUUGCUAUUCUAGCCAAAGAUGGGCAAUAA
This is a messenger RNA of Solanum stenotomum, 6159 nucleotides long. RefSeq lists its product as uncharacterized. The transcript has 5 exons. NCBI's taxonomy places the organism in Eukaryota, Viridiplantae, Streptophyta, Magnoliopsida, Solanales, Solanaceae. The coding region runs from base 1 to 6159 and encodes 2052 amino acids. The record is from RefSeq and is a predicted model, not a curated record. Gene Ontology annotation, molecular function: nucleic acid binding; RNA-DNA hybrid ribonuclease activity.